Messenger RNA from Salvelinus namaycush (lake trout), 502 nucleotides. RefSeq names its product vacuolar protein sorting-associated protein 37B-like. Gene Ontology annotation, cellular component: ESCRT I complex. Lineage: Eukaryota; Metazoa; Chordata; Actinopteri; Salmoniformes; Salmonidae. The coding region runs from base 95 to 502 and encodes 135 amino acids. Gene Ontology annotation, biological process: protein targeting to vacuole; protein targeting to membrane; ubiquitin-dependent protein catabolic process via the multivesicular body sorting pathway. The record is from RefSeq and is a predicted model, not a curated record. The transcript is spliced from 4 exons.
CCCUAUUUCCGGUUUGUGAUCCAAACACUUAUCCGUUUUGAGCCGAAAGAACUGUAGCAAGACUGAUCGAUAGACGACAACCAUCAUAGGAGAAAUGGCAGAAUUCAUGGAUAAAUUCAGCUCUUUCACCAUGACGCAGUUAAAUGAGUUGCUUGAAGACGAUGAAAAGUUAAAUUCUAUUGUCAAAGAAAUGAACGAGAUGUGUGAGGUGCAGCAGGUGAAAGAGCUGACCCUGGUCAGUAACAUCAGUCUGGCAGAACAGAACCUCCAACUGCAGCCCAGUCUGGACCUUCAGAAGAACCAGCUCACCUCACGCUACCGCCACCUACAGGAGCUCUACGACAACUAUCAGCUACGCAAGUCCACACUCUGUAAGACCCCUAACAGGUCCACACUCUGUAAGAGUCCUAGCAAGUCCACACUGUCAGGGAGAGUGCGCUGUAAACCUAUGGACCUGGUGCCCUUAGAGACCACCCUGAUAGAACACUCAGACACAGACUGA